Clupea harengus (Atlantic herring) is the source of this 2334-nucleotide messenger RNA. RefSeq names its product F-box and leucine rich repeat protein 15 (gene fbxl15). The record is from RefSeq and is a predicted model, not a curated record. Gene Ontology annotation, molecular function: protein binding. NCBI's taxonomy places the organism in Eukaryota, Metazoa, Chordata, Actinopteri, Clupeiformes, Clupeidae. Gene Ontology annotation, cellular component: cytoplasm.
UGGCUAGUUCAUGUAAAAUACAGAAGGAGUGCAGAAGGUCCAGAGCAGGAUGCUACCUUGUUAUGUCAAAUAUUAAUUAUCAGUCCACUCAUAUUCCUGAAGCAAUGGAUUCAGAAACGGGAAAGUUGUCAAAAUAUCAGCUACUAGAUUUGCCCUGGGAGGAUGUCUUAGUCACACAUGUUUUCUCCUACCUCCCCUUGCGACACUUGGUUACCCUGCAGAGGGUCAGCAAGCAGUUUUGUUCCUUCAUCCAGGUGUAUCUUGCAAACUGCCGAACGUUUGACCUCAGCCAGGUUGGGCCUCACAUUCCCAAGGAGGCCUUCUGCUCUAUCCUGAGUGACAACAAAGUCCUCCAAAACUUGUCCGUCCAGAACUGCUCUGAUUGGAUCUCUGACAAGGAGCUCCUCCCUGUCAUCGGCCAGAACCCCCACCUGCAGCGGGUGGACAUGCGCAGCUGCGCCGGCCUGAGCCGCCACUCACUGGUGGCCGUGUCGCUGAGCUGCCUGCGCCUGCAGCACCUGAGCCUGGCCCACUGCGAGUGGGUGGACAGCCUGUCGCUGCGGAGCCUGGCCGACCACUGCAAGGGCCUGCGCUCGGUGGAUCUGACCGCCUGCCGGCAGCUGAAGGACGAGGCCAUCUGCUACCUGGCGCGCCGCUGCCAGGCGCUGCGUUCGCUCUCCGUGGCCGUCAACGCCAACGUGACCGACGAGUCCGUGGAGGAGGUGGCCAAGAGCUGCCGCGAGCUGGAGGAGCUGGACCUGACGGGCUGCCUGCGGGUGCGAAAUGAGGCCAUCAGGACUGUGGCCGAGUACUGCCCCAAGCUGCGCUCGCUGAAGGUCAACCACUGUCACAACGUCACUGAGUCCAGCCUGGGUGUGCUGCGGAAGCGGGACGUGGAGAUCGACGUGGACCCGCCCCUGCAGAGGGCCCUGGUGCUGCUGCAGGACGUAGUGGGCUUCGCCCCCUUCAUCAACCUCCAGAUUUAGGCCUCAUGGUCGCCUGAGGGGUGGGUGGUGUGGACUGUGACAGGUUUCACCCACACCACUGCUCAUUGUGAAGACUCCCCAUCCAGCCCAGUGUGCUGAGCAGUGCAAUUACAUGCGUUUAUCAACGGGAAUCUGGAGUGGGAAUGGGAGUCGAUGAACUGAUUAUUUAUUGUUCGAUGCAAAUCCAUACAGUGAACACGAUGCUCCGUGUGGCUACCUAUUGCACUUCAAGUAACACUUGGUUUGAGCUGGCCUUUUUAUCUUCAGCGCCGAUCCGCUAUAAGUAAGCAUGGUGCGAUUUACAUGGUAUUAGGUUAUGUAGUUCAUGUCGUAGUCACUUUCAGCACAGGGACAUGCAUUCUCUGUGAUAGGUUAAGUUGAAUGAAGUGUUUCUUCAUUUGCACCGGCGAAAGACUGAUGAGGCAAACCUUUGCACUUUUCAUAAUUUCUGUCACAACUGUAUUUGUAAAUAUUUUGCUGUUCAUACAAAUGGUUAUCAUACCUAGUUUUCACAUUUCAAAAGUUAAGGAUUCUACUGGUGUUUAGCCACACUGAAGCUUCUUAUAAUGACAAAUCCCAUUUAAAGAACUUCAUGUUGUUCAAUACACUUGUAUUGGAGGAUUUAUGUCAAGACUGCAUAUGUAGGUUUCACUAUUCUGCUUGUGUUUAUGUCUUAAGUCCUCCUUUACAUUUCAUUUUUCCAGCUGUGUUCAGUUGACCUAGACGUCUCUGUGACUUUUGGUUUAUAAUUCCUCUUAGUUUAGGACAAGGUGCACAAGUUAAUGGCUUUCAAAAAUGCUAUAAAGUAUUUGCAAUAUAUUACCCACGUAUGCAGUUAGAUAUCUGUGUAGAAACUAAAUUAAUUGCAAGUUAACUGAAACACGUAGUCAAGUAAUUAAGGUAAAUAGAUAGGGUUUUCCUCACAAUUUAACAAAAUGGUUUUGUUAUCUUGAAAAGGCAGUCCAGUUUCAAUUCUGUUUAUGUAGCACUUGAACUGGUGACAUUCCUCUGCCAGUUUGGGUUUCACUUGCCUUUACCUCAGUUCAUUUUAAAAAUGUAAUUUCCCUUUCUCUGAUUUUUUUUAGACAAUGUAUCUUCUUUGCAUUGUAAAAGAAUCUUUGGGUUUACAAAACACAUUAUGAUUGAGGAUGUUUGUCUGAAAUUCACCAAAUGUGUCCAGAGGUCUGUCAUUGUAUUAUUUUGUGGCAUCAUUUUAUGCCCAGAGUAUACCUCAGACUCUUCUUCUUCUUUGGAGGCUGUUUUUGUUGCAACUUGAAAAUAUGAUUUGCAGAUAUAAACUUUGUUUGCUUUUUGCAAUGUACAGUAAAGGGAAACAGGAUCACCCUCA